AUGUAUGCAGCACGCACAGCCAGGUCACGAAAAACACGGACUGAACUUGAAAUUGAAAAGCAUCGUGCGGAGGGCAACUUGAACAAGGCUCUUGAGCUUGCCUGUGCAUUCAAAAACGAACGUAGUGGUUUGAAUGCUUGCCUCUACAACCUGGUUUUCUGUGAGAAUCGGCUGAAACUCUCGGAAAAAACAUUUACCUACGCUAUCGACUUUAAGGAAGUUGAAACAGCUGUAGAAGUUGCUCUUCGAAACGCGGACGAUCAAUACAGAUAUGAAGCGACCAUUCUAAAGGCCAAAAUUGCCUUUAUUCAAGAACAAUAUGCGAAGGUUGUAGAACUACUUACCACUGGUGGUAUAGAUCUUAGUAAAGUGCGAGUUGAGACUUAUGCCUCGCGGUUCGCGUGCCUCCUAUCCGAAGGUUUUGCUAUGUUAGGAAUCUCGAAAGAGCGCCUAAUAUCUGGUCGACUAACACAGGAAGCAGACGAAAAUGCCGCUGAUGUAAUAUACGAAUACUAUGAGUUGGCAGGGAGCAUCUGUAUUCGAUACUUACAGGAAGUGGAACCGAAUCUUCCUGAAAGUCUCCAGCCCAUUGGUUUACCCAAAUCAGUUGAUACUGCCAUCAAGCAACAAGUUAUCUGCUCCUUUCAAAAGAAUGAUUUGUCUGGUGCCGUGCAGAAAUUCCGUUCACUCCUUCGCUACGUUGAGACACCUUCGACAAAACCAAUUCGACAGUCUCUGGCUCGUCAGUUGGCUGAACUCCUCCUUCGUGUUGUGUGCACCGGAAAGUAUCAGAAAUACCUAACUUCUACUGAACGUGACGUGAUCGGCAAACCCCGGCGUUAUCCCGUGGAUUCAUACAUUCCGGAUGAUCAACUUCAAGAGGCUAUCCUGAUGCUUCUUAUCUCUGAAUACAUUGCAAGUCGUCUAACCGAGGAGAGAAUAAAAACGGUGAAAGAAACGGUUGCCAUCUACGACCUCCUAGCCAUUGCCUUGACAUUGGAACACGCCCUGAAGUUUUCAUAUGAAGAAUUUCAAAUCUGGUACCAGUUCGCCCUUUCACUAAUAGCUUCUCAGAAGUAUUACCGAGCCUACCUGAUUCUUCGUGAAUGCCAACGCAUUGAUCCCGAAAAGCCCUCCAUUUACUUGCUCGCAAGCUCCCUUUGUUUGGGCCACCUGCACUUGAUAGAGGAGGGCAUUCUCUUUGCUGCGAGCGGUGUCAAAGUCUCAAACAAAGCCGGUGACACCUAUUUAUGUGCAAGGUGUCAUCUGAUGCUUGGUUGGGGUUACUCUCUCUCAGCGAGAGAAUAUCGCAUGUUGCCGCGUAAAACCGAACUCCAACGUCUUGCGAUCGAGGAAUACACAGCCGCAACAAAGUCGGAUCCAGACGACUAUCUCACCUGGUACCACCUUGGAGUAGAACUGGCUGUCAAGAGGGACAUUGAGGCGGCCAUGAAGGCCUGUCAGCAGUCCAUCCUGUUGGCUCCUACUCAACCCGAGACAAUUCGUCUCCUUGCACUCCUUCACACCGCCUCGGCCUCUUUGACGUCGACCACACCAUCUGGCGGAGGACGACAAAUGUAUUUGCAUCAAGCGGUAAAAACGCUCCACAGUGGGCUGACCGACAGACCCCACGACUUCGCUCUUUUAUUCACACUGGCUAAAGUUGAAGCGGAACUGCAUGGACCGGAGGCAGGCCUCAAAAUUUACAUGCAUCUCAUUGACACGUGGUGUGAUUGCUUCCCUCAAUUUCAAGGUCAACGGCAUGACAGCGGCUUCGCCUGCCUGGAGAGAUUGCGGAGUACAGCAACAGUUCCAAGCGAAAGCUCGGAGGUAGAAUUUAACCUUGCGAACGAUGGCUCCACAGACUGCGACCGUAUCGCACUGCUCCCACCAAAUCGGUUGGAGGCUAUUCUCGCUGAGCUGGCUGCCGGAGGUGGCAGCAACAUCGCGCAAAACGGUUCUCCAACGCAGCCUCCAACCACCACGUCUUUUUCGGGUGCAGUUGGUGUUGCCGUCAAUCCUCUGAGCCUGCUCGCUAAAAUCCUCGGUUGCAUGGCGCAGUAUGAACCAGCUUUUCCUCAUGCUGCGGUCAUCCACCUGGAGGGCUCAGUAGGGUAUCAGGACCUGAUGCAACAGGACCGUGACAUCGGUCCCACUUACUGCUGCUGA
Messenger RNA from Mesocestoides corti, 2169 nucleotides. NCBI's taxonomy places the organism in Eukaryota, Metazoa, Platyhelminthes, Cestoda, Cyclophyllidea, Mesocestoididae. The record is from the annotation of a GenBank genome assembly.